Saccostrea cuccullata (small rock oyster) is the source of this 1409-nucleotide messenger RNA. RefSeq names its product chorion peroxidase-like. The transcript is spliced from 8 exons. The record is from RefSeq and is a predicted model, not a curated record. The coding region runs from base 96 to 1409 and encodes 437 amino acids. Gene Ontology annotation, biological process: response to oxidative stress. Lineage: Eukaryota; Metazoa; Mollusca; Bivalvia; Ostreida; Ostreidae. Gene Ontology annotation, molecular function: peroxidase activity; heme binding.
UUUACCUGAAAUGGGUUUCCCCGACAAGUGACGUCUACUAAUUAACAGUCAUAUAAAAUGUCAAUCGGCAAUUUUGUUUUCAUGUUUUGUUAAAUAUGCAAAGUCUCAAAAGAAUACUCGUGUACCUGUUAUUGUGUAUCAACCCAGCAUGGACCUCAUUACGAAACUCUCAAAUGAAUUCCCUCCUCUCCGAAACCAUUGAUGCUCCCAAGUCAUCGGCUAAUGUCCCAUCGAGAGUGCCAUUCAGAGAGAACAAAAUUUCACCAAGUAGGGGACGUUUUCCCAGCUUUGAACGGAUAGAUAAUUCGAGGAGGCCGUUGGAACCGAGAAGAGAUUCCAUUGCUCCUUCCGUCGCGGAGGUGAAAAGCGCCAUCAGCGAAGUUCAAUCUGUAGUUCGAAAGGAGGCUCAGCUUGAUAGACAGCUUUUUGAACAAAAAAUUGACCUUCCAAACCAGAACACAGCCGGUUUUGGACCACAUUUGCUGACCACUUCGGAGGCUCAGAACAUUGCCCAGCAGUCAGCUACUUUUAUCGGCAGUGUUGCAAGAGCGAUUGAGAAAACACAGAGUAGAAGAGCUACUCUCUCAAGGUCAUUUGUACCCAACAAAGAUGUUCUGUCUCGCAUUCCUGAAAUCCCUAAUCUAUCGGUACAGUUCAGACCCUUUUGCCCAUAUAAUAGCAAACCAUCUUGCCAAACUACUGCUAAAUAUAGGACUGCUGAUGGAACGUGCAACAACUUGAAUAAUCCACUUUGGGGGCGAUCUCAAACGCCCUUUGAACGAUUUGUAUUUCCAUUCUAUGAAGAUGAUGUUCAGGACCCAAGAAGUCGGGAUGUAAAUGGGAGCCCGCUACCAGGUCCAAGGGAAAUAAGCAUUGCUGUCCAUCAAAGGAGUACAAACACACACGUCAUGGAUCUCUCACAGUUCACCAUGGAAUUUGGACAAUUCGUCAGUCACGAUAUCCAAUUUAAUGCUUUGUCAAAAGGUUACUUAAACUCAAAUCUCAAUUGCUGUGACAGGAAAGGUUUGAACAGAUUAAAUUGUUUGCCAAUUUCCUUACCAAAAGAUGAUCCUUAUUUCGCAUCUUUUAAAAGGACUUGUAUGAACUUUGUUAGAUCUUUACCAUCAGCAGCUUUAGACUGUAGUGUCGGCCCGCGUCAACAAAUUAACCAGAACACCCACUAUAUUGACGGCUCAGCUGUUUACGGCUCCGAUCAGAACACAAUGAAUUCAUUAAGACUAAAAAGAGAUGGUAGGUUGCAAUCACACCAAAGUUCUCCUGUUCUGAAUUCAAAAACGACAUUGAUUUUACCAAAUGGGAUUCUUGUAUUCCCCGACAUGGUGGAUGGUCGUCAUGGAGACCACUUGGUAGAUGUGCUUUUCGCAGAUCAUGCAAUAGUCCUUCACUAA